UCUUAUUGUUUGACCCAUUACAGCACCUACCGAUUCCUUCACAAUCUUCACAACAAGUUCCAUUUUUUACUUCUGAAAGUAAAGGGUGUUACAUAGGUACCAUCAUGACACAGCUACCAUCAUUAUCACGUUCUUCUUCUUCUUCUUCCACUUGUGAAGGGACCCAUGAUGUGUUCCUCAGUUUCAGAGGCGAUGACACUCGAAGUGGCUUCACUGGCAACCUAUACAAGUCUCUUUGUGACAGGGGAAUUCACACCUUCAUAGAUGAUGAGGGACUUAGAAAAGGGGAAGAGAUUAGACCUGCUCUUUUCAAGGCUAUUGAGCAGUCUAGAAUUGCCAUUGUUGUUUUCUCUGAAAAUUAUGCUGACUCAACUUACUGUCUUGAAGAACUUGUCGUGAUCCUUGAGUGCAUAAUGAGAAAGGGGCGAUUGGUUUGGCCAGUGUUUUACGGGGUUACUCCAUCUUCUGUGCGGUUUCAGAAGGGUUCUUAUGGGAAAGCAUUGGCCAAGCAUGGAGAAAGAUUCAAGAAUGACCAGGAGAAGCUGCAAAAAUGGAAGCUAGCUCUUCAAGUAGCUGCUGGUUUGUCCGGUUCGCAUUUCAAGCUCAAACAAGGGUAUGAACAUGAACUUAUUCGGACAAUUGUUGAAGAGGUUUCCAAAAAGAUAAAUCGUAGCCCUUUACACGUGGCUAAUUAUCCAAUUGGAUUGGAGUCUAGAGUGCAAGAACUGAAGUUACUUUUGGAUGUUGGAUCUAAUUGGGGAGUAAGCAUGGUUGGGAUUUUUGGAAUCGGGGGAAUAGGUAAGACUGCAAUUGCAUGUGCAGUGUACAAUGCCAUUGCUGAUAAAUUUGAUGUUCAGUGUUUCCUUGGUGAUAUUAGACAAAAAUCAAUGAAGUAUGACUUAGUACAACUUCAGGAGACAGUACUUUCUGAAAUGGUUGGCGAGAAAAGUAUCAAGUUGGGGAGUAUUAAUAGGGGAAUGGCAGUUAUGAAAAGCAAGCUUCAAAGAAAGAAAGUUCUUUUGAUUCUUGAUGAUGUUGAUAAAUUGGAGCAAUUAAAGGCACUUGCUGGUGAUCCUUCCUGGUUUGGUGAUGGCAGCAAAAUCAUUGUCACGACAAGGAACAGACGUUUUUUACGAGUACAUGGUGUUGAAAGAACAUACGAAGCCAAAGGGUUGGAUGAUAAAGAAGCUCUUGAGUUGUUUAGUUGGCAUGCUUUUAAAAGCAAUGAAGUUGGUCCAGGUUACUUGGAUAUCUCUAAGCGUGCAGUAUUUCAUUGCAAUGGCCUUCCAUUGGCUUUAGAAAUAAUAGGUUCUAACUUGAAUGGUAUAACAAUGUCUGAAUGGGAAGCCGCAUUAGAUACCAUUGAAAGAAUUCCAGAUGAAGAUAUUCAAGAAAAACUAAAAGUAAGCUACGAUGGUUUGAAGGGAAAUGAAAAGGAAGUUUUCCUUGACAUGGCUUGUUUCUUUAGAGGCUACCAUUUGAAAGAUGUCAUAAAUUUAUUGCUCCAAAGUCGUGGUUUCUCACCCGAGUAUGUUAUUCGCAUGUUGGUAGAUAAAUCUCUCAUAAAAAUCGAUCAAUAUGGUUUUGUGCAAAUGCAUAACUUGGUAGAGGACAUGGGCAGAGAAAUAGUAAGGCAAGAAUCACCAUCAGAGCCUGGAAAACGCAGUAGAUUAUGGCUUUAUGAGGAUAUUGUUGAUGUUUUAGAAAAUGACAAGGGAAGUGAUACAAUUGAAGUAGUCAUGCUACACUUGCCAAAGAAUAGGGAAGUUCUAUGGAAUGGAAGUGAGCUCAAGAAGAUGACAAACUUAAAAAUGCUAACUAUUGAAAAUGCUGACUUUUCUAGAGGCCCUGAAUAUCUCCCAAGUAGUUUGAGAGUACUAAAGUGGCGGGGAUAUCCUACACAGUCUCUGCCACCUGAAUAUGAUCCAAGGAGACUUGUUAUGUUAGACUUGUCUAUGAGUCGCAAUAUAUUGGGCAAACAACUCAACCUCAUGAAGUUCGAGUCUUUGAGUGAAAUGGUUUUAAGAGGUUGCAGAUUCAUAAAACAGGCACCUGACAUGUCUGGAGCCAAAAAUUUAAGAAAGCUUUGUCUUGAUAACUGCAAGAAUUUAGUAGAAGUUCAUAAUUCCAUCGGACUUCUUGACAAACUAACAUGGUUCACCGCUAUUGGAUGCACCAGUCUAAGGACUCUUCCCCAUAGCUUCAAGUUAACAUCACUUGAAUAUCUGUCUCUCAGAAAAUGUUCAAGCCUCCAGCGUUUGCCAAACAUAUCAGAAGAAAUGAAACAUAUGAAAAAUCUUGACCUUUGUGGAACUGCUAUUGAACAAUUGCCAUAUUCGUUUAGGAAACUCACUGGGCUUAAAUAUUUAGUACUAGACAAGUGCAAGAGGCUUAAUCAGAUCCCAAUAAAUAUUUUGAUGUUACCAAAACUUGAGAGAUUGACAGCUGUAAAAUGUGGAAGAUAUGUAAAUUUGAUCCUUGGUAAAAGUGAAGAACAAGUAAGAUUGGCUUCAUCUGAGUCUUUGAGAGAUUUUAGGUUAAACUACAAUGAUUUGACACCCACCAGCUUCCCCAAUGUAGAGUUCUUAGUUCUAACUGGCUGUGCUUUCAAAGUUCUUCCUGAAUGCAUCGGCCAAUGUCGCUUUCUAAAGAAUCUAGUUUUGGACAACUGCAAGGAGCUUCAAGAAAUCAGAGUGGUUCCUCCUAAGAUAAAAUAUCUGUCGGCAAUAAACUGCACAUUAUUGUCUCAUGAGUCUCAAAACAUGUUGUUGAAUCAGAAAUUACAUGAGGGUGGGGGAACAGAUUUUUCCCUUCCGGGAACAAGGUUACCAGAAUGGUUUGAUCAUUGUACUAGGGGACCAUCCCUGUCUUUCUGGUUUCGUAACAAAUUUCCAAGGAUGACUCUAGCUGUUGUUGGAGUUUUAGACAAGCAAGGCAGUUUUCCCAUGUCAAGAUUCCACUUUCUCAGCAAUGGCAUUCAAAAGCUGCAUUGCCAUUUCACUGUGCAAUCAAAAUUAAUCACAUAUCAUAUAUUCUUGUCCGAUGUGCUGCUAAAGUCCUACAAUGGUGGAUUGGAAAGUGUGUAUGGGGAGGAUGGGUGGAACCAUGUUGAGGUUUCAUACGUGGGACCAAGAGUCUUUUCACAUUCAUGCAGAACCAAGAAAGGAACCAUUAAAUGGAUGGGGGUUCAUGUUCACAAGCAAAAAACAAACAUGCAAGAUAUUCGGUUCAUAAAUCCUUGGUUUCCGAAAAGAGCACAUAGUGAAGUUUCCAAGGCUGAUCUGCAAGAAAGUUUUCAGCCUUUGCCCAAAAGAAUCCGUGUAUCACAUCGCAAGGAAAUUUGUGAGGCACCACAGAUGAAGCAGCAUGAAGCUAACAGCAGUUAUCACGGUGUAUCACAGAGGCUAUGGUUGGCAAUUUGUAGCAUUGCAGCUCCUCUGAAUGUUAAAGUACUGAUGUGGAAUAUUUGUCAGGAUGAUUUGCCAACUUUUGAAUACCUUUUCAGGAGAAAGCUUGUACUUAGUCCGCUCUGCCCCAUAUGUGGAACGGAGCCUGAAACUGUUGAACAUGUGUUCCUGUUUUGUCCAUGGACACGACCCCUUUGGUUUGGAAGUGAUUUCCAGUGGUGCGUUGAUGUUAAAGAAGUUCAAAGCUUUCAACUUUGGCUUUGGCAUAAACUGAUGGAGAUUCAAAGGGUAUAUCCAGAAAAUGCCAACCAAAUAUCGGCUCAGGUAGGAAGCAUUUGUUGGUCUAUCUGGAAAGGAAGGAAUGAAUUUGUUCUUGAAGGCAAACCUGUCAAUCCUUUGAUUUUAAGGUAGCGCCCUAUGUGUAAAUGAUGAGAAUAAUUUUCACAUUUUAAAGGAGAUUUGCAUGUAUUAUGUGUUAAACUCAGAGAAGAUAUUGAGCCAAAAACUGUGUUUCCUCAUGCUGGAGAAUUUUCAUAUAAAU
Molecule: messenger RNA, 3948 nt
Organism: Vigna umbellata (rice bean)
Lineage: Eukaryota; Viridiplantae; Streptophyta; Magnoliopsida; Fabales; Fabaceae
Product: disease resistance protein RML1B-like
Biological process (GO): defense response; signal transduction
Molecular function (GO): ADP binding
Source: RefSeq, a predicted model, not a curated record